Notechis scutatus (mainland tiger snake) is the source of this 841-nucleotide messenger RNA. NCBI's taxonomy places the organism in Eukaryota, Metazoa, Chordata, Lepidosauria, Squamata, Elapidae. The record is from RefSeq and is a predicted model, not a curated record.
AACUGCGGUUAACGAGCAACAUUGAAUAGCAAAGCAAGUCAGUCGAGAAAUCAAAAUAUCUUCCAUUUCCUUCAAAGAGCCACACAAUUCUUCACCUCCCUCAGCAAGUAAGAGAGAAAUGAGAGAAAAUCAAAAAGAGAUUUCUAGCUGGGAAAAGUAAUGCGUGAAAUUCAAGCAUAUAUUACAUGAAAAGUUAAGGGAGAUUAUUUUUCUAUUCAGCAAAAGAGGAAAAUACCGGUAUUUGGAAGUUACUGGAGAGGAAAAGGUCAAUUGGAAAGCCACGUAGAGCAGACAGUGUUUCAGGCCUCGCUCUGGGAGGAAGAAAACGGCUUGAAUCAAAGCACUACUAAAGAAGGGAUCAUCCAUAUUUUUUACCUCCUCAUGAAUAUAAGUUGUGGAAAACCUCCAUACACUUGCCUCUUGUGGGAAAGAUUCAACUUGUAAAUCACACCAGAUUAUGCCUGAGAGGAUCCAAACUGGGCAAAAACCUUACAUAUACUCUGAAUGUGGCAAAACCUCUGAUCAGAACAGCUCGUGAUGAACCAGAGAAUUCACACAGGAGAGAAACCGUUUGAAUGUCCUGUUUGUGGGAAAAGUUUCAGUACCAAUUCCAACCAUAUUAGCCACCAGAUGAUUUACACAGGAGAUAAACCCUUUGAGUGUCCUGAUUGUGGGAAAAGUUUCAGUACCAAUUCCAGCUUGGUUCAACACCAGAGGACUCACACAGGAGAUAAACCCUUUGAAUGUCCUAAUUGUGGGAAAAGUUUCUGUGAUAAUUCCAGCUUGGUUCGACACCAGCGGACUCACACAGGAGAGAAACCUUUUGAGUGUUCUUACUGUG